Eruca vesicaria subsp. sativa (arugula) is the source of this 1361-nucleotide messenger RNA. NCBI's taxonomy places the organism in Eukaryota, Viridiplantae, Streptophyta, Magnoliopsida, Brassicales, Brassicaceae. The record is from the annotation of a GenBank genome assembly.
UAGUUGUCUGUCUCUGAUCUUGUUGUUCCUCCCUCCUCCACGUAGAACAGUGUUGGGGUUGGGUUGAAUAUGUUGUUUUUGUCAUCUUAAAUCUCAAAUAAAAAACUUUAUGUAAGAGACACGUCUUCUUCUCUGAAACAAAGCGGCAUUUCUUUGCUUUCGUUGAGGCAUUUCGUCGAACACUUAGACGACGACUUCUAUAUAAACAUCUUUCUCUCGUUUGCCUUGAAAUGGAUAAGCUUCUUGAGAAUCAUCAGUUUGCGACUCACGCUAUCGCAGCAUCGGCCUCUGUAUCGCUAGGAACUGCUCUCUCUUACCCUCUAGAUACCAUCAAAACCAUCAUCCAGGUUGGUUCAGGACCCAGUAAGAAGCUAAGCGCAUCUCAAGUCGUGAACAGAGUUUUCAGCUUCUCUGGCUAUUCAGGUUUGUACAGUGGUCUUGGAUGGUUAACUCUGGGAAGAAUAUCAGGUGUUGGUGCGAGGUUCGGUGUCUAUGAGAUUCUCACAGCUUUCUACAAAGAUGGUCGACAUGAUAACUAUGUGCAAGUCAGUGAAGCUGUUCUGGCUGGGAUGGUGGGAGGUGCAGCAGAAACAGUGAUGACUUCUCCCUUUGAGCUAAUCAAAGUCCGACAACAAGUUACUGCUGCUUCACGGGCUCCAGCUGCUGCAAAAUCCGCACCAGUGGUUUCACCAAUGAUCACAAAGCUACUAAGGAGAUACACUCUUGAUGUAAAGUCACUGACACAAACAGUCAGUCUCUUAUCCGUCUUAAACCAUAAACACCCAAACAUGACAGCCGCUUUGCAAGAGUACCCAUGGAUGAUGACUGGAACAGGGAAUCCACCAUCAGCCAUGGAUGUUAAGAGACCGUUGGACGUUGCAUCACUUGAAGGAUGGAGAGCGUUAUGGAGAAAUCUACGUUCGGGUCUUGUUAGAGAUUGUCUUUACGGUGGAGUGUUCUUCGGGACAUGGCAGUUUCUUCACGAGGCAAUGAUUGGUUGGAAAGCUGUCGGAAUGAAUCCUCUGCCCAGUUCAGAAGAAGAAGUUGGACCUUUAUCUCCGGUAGCUAUGAGCAUUGCCGCUGGGUUUUCCGGUGCCAUUGCAGCUGCAGCGUCUCAUAGCUUUGACACAGCGAGAACACGUGCACAAUGUGUAAUAUUGCCAAAGUAUACAGCAAAAGAGAGGAAGUUUCUGAAAUGGAAUAAACCGGGAAAGAGAUUAGAGAGAUGGACAGGAAUCCAUCCUACAGACAGAAACUUAUUGUUCCGAGGAAUUGGGAUUAGGAUGGCUAGAAGCUCCAUUGCAUCUACCAUUAUCGUUGGAAGCUAUUACCUAGCUGUGGAUUUAUUGGUUCCAAAGUGA